AUGAGAUUGGCAAACCUGGCUAUAGGAAAACAAACCUCUUCUUUGGUCCCUUGACUCCUUUCAGUCACAACCAAUGUCGUCUAGCAAAACAGUGUGAAGUUGCUCGUUAAGUCCAACGCCGUUGUGAAAGCAAAGUAGUCGUUUCAUGGCUAAGAUAUGAGAGAAGGAUGAGUGACCAGCGAUUGCAGGAGACCUGGACCUCCUUUGCACAGACUCAGUCGACAGAUGUAUUGGAACGGCAGACCCGCUUGGAUGAGUUUUUGGAAUUGCUUUUAUCAUCUGCCAAGGGAGAGACCCCAAUUUCAAACCUUAUUCACUUCAGUGACGUUGAAAGCGUUAUCAAUCUUCUGGGUGCCCAAUUCUUAGCUGACAUAGAGCAUAUUUGCUUGGGGUCUGCAAGUUAUGAGAGUGAUGUGUCCUCAAGUGCAACUAGCCGAUCUGUGGAAUCCAUUGUUAGUGAUGGGUCACAAGCAAGUGAUUUUGCAAAAGGCUGUCGACCCAGGGUGACCGGAAAGCAGCUUGGAAGAAGAACAGUUUCUCUGAGAGAAACAAGUAAGUCCCCCUGUGUGCAGCACGAACAGUUUAUGAAAAAUCAGGCAGAUCUUCAGCAGUGUUAUGACAAUUUUAAUAAGGAAUAUGCUAAACUUUCUCUGAAAAAUGAUGGGGAUAUCAUCGAAGGUAAUGAUGGAAGUAGCCAUUCGUCGGCUCUUCAAAAUGAUACGGAGUCCAUCCAGAAUCAUUGCAGCCAAAGCGCACAGAUGGAAAAUGAAGACAAAGAUAAUUCUGUGAGUUACUUCUCUGGAAGUGAUGUUAUAAUGACGAUAAAUCCUGUAUAUAAAGUGGAUCGUGAUUCUGCAGAAUUAGGGAACAAUUCACUUCAUUGUCAGAGCAGCAGCAGUAAUGCUCCAUGCUCUGCAGACAUUCCAGUGGAAUUUAACAUAGGUGCUCAUAGUUUUUCAAAGUCUGUUCCCAUGAAUAAUGUUGUUCCCAUGAAUAAUGUAGGUGCCAAUUCAGAUAUUCUAAGGAAAACUAACUGCAGUGCUCCAGAUUUGGCAAGUAUUGUUAGUAGAAGUGAUGGGAGUAAAGCGGAUAUUACUGGAUUAGCUCAUAAAAUUAACUUCAGUGCUCCUGAUUUGGAUUUAGUUCAUAAACUAAAUGGAAAUGUUCCCAACCUUAACUCCUCCAGUAAAGUGAAUACCAGUGCUCCUGAUUUAGAUAUUCAUCGAAAUGCAUCUUUUAACACCCAUUAUGUGCCAAAUAUUGACAAAAAAAUUAACAGCAGUGCUCCUAAUUCUCUGAAUUAUAUGAGAGAAAAUGACAUGAUUCUAAAGUCUCACAGCGUAGAUGUCAAGUCAAGUGAUGUUUUUUCAAUUAACUUAGGUACCUCUGACUCUCUUUACUUGAAAUCAAAAAGUCUUGAUGAGGACUGCACAGACUCCCAUGGCGCAAGAAAAAGUGACGGCAGUGAAGCACUGCCUCUUGAUAUAUUGUGUAAGAGCAAUGGUGUACCUUCCAACAUAGUGGGGACAUGUUUUGAGGAACUGAAAGUUGAGUUUACAAAGGAAUCUUGCAAAUCAGUAGCUCAAGAUAAUGUUGCUCCUGCUACACCUGAUGUUCUUCAGCAUGAAUCAGAAUUGGAUAAAUCAAAAAGUGAUUGUGUUCCAAUUGAUGCCUUGCCAGCUCACAAAAAGGUUCGCCACCAGUCUGCUGGGUCAAUGCCUCACAGUUCUCCACGUAGCAGGCAACUUUCUGGUGCUCUAUCACUCACCCAAGAUGAUGGCCUAGACACCAUUGCUCUUAAGCAGUAUGUAUUGCGGGGAUGUGGAGCAAAAAUUCUUGUGGCUCUUGAUCAGCUUGGAGUUGCGAGCAUUACAGGAAUAAAGGAAAUAAGUCAUGUAUUAGGCUUUGUCUUUAGAUAUAUUUUCAAGAAUGCCUCAGCCGAAGAAAAAUGCAAAUUUUGGUAUGAGCACCAAAAGGAAAGCAUAUUGUCUAUCAAGAAGAAGCCAUUUGAAGAUGCAGCCAGAUUUGAUGGUAAUCAUAUAACAUCUCAGCCAAGACAUGAAGAAGGGGACCUGGAUGCUGCAAGCAGUUUCACUUUUAGAUAUGAACCAGCUGUCACCCUAAAUUUAGAGACAAUCUUUGGCACAACUGUGCAUCCUUCUCACCAGAGAAAUGCUUCAACUGGUAGAGGAAAUCGUCCAAGUUUGGGUCUACCAAAUUCCUGGUCCCAGACCUCGGGAUCCAAAAGCAGUAGUGUGUCAAGUUGUCAGAGUAUAAAAAGGGUUGGAAAGAGAAGACGGAAACGUUUGUCGUUAACUAAUCAUUAUAUUCAGUCAGAAUCAGAGGGAGAAGAGCUCCCAAAGGCCAAUAAAAGUCGUAAAUCUAUGGUCAAAUUUACUAUGAACCCAAAGGACUUUGAUUACUUUACCAACGUUGUUUAUAGCGAUGACGACAAGUACCUAGAGCCGGAAACAGACCGAUCCAGCAGUCGCAUGAGCGGCAAGGUAUACUGCCAUGAGGAUGCCUUAUGCCUUUCAGUUAUGGAACUUUUACAGUGCAUUCUUUCUCUGCAAGCUCAAAUUGCAGCUCAUGAAACAGAAACCAAGCAGAUCUUUUCUCCAUUAUUAGCUUGCAAUGAAAUUUUGGUAUUUUGCAUAGAAACCAUUCCAUGUAUGGUAGAAGAACUGAAGUCCAUAGAAUUAAAAGGAGAAGACUCUUUUCCUAUUUAUGUACUUUUAACACAGGUUUUAAGGUUGUUAUUUUCAGCUGUACAGAAAUUUCUCAAAAGUGGAGAGUGGUUGAAUACUGUCAUUGAUCUUCAAGUAGUACCAAAAGUAAUGGGACUCAUAACAGGUUUUUUAGACACCAAAUUUGGGUCAUCAUCUAAGGCUGAAAUAUUAAAGUCAACCUUUGGCAAGGCAUCAGUUGCUUAUGAAGGUAUCCUUGGGGUGAUCUAUACUCUUCUGUGUUGCACUUGCCUUAAAGUGGAAUAUAAAGAUGUGCGUCACUGCCUUAGUCUUCACAAGGUAUUUUUAGAAAAUAAUGGUCCUUUAGUAAUAAAGAAAAUUAUUUCUUUGAACUCCUUACUUUCUGUAAACAAAAGAGCAGAUGUACUUAAUUUGUUGAGCAGGUUAGUCUUAUAUAUGAAAUACUGGCGAGAAGAUGUUCAUCAUUCAGAGAAGUGUGAGAAAAAGAGCCAUCGUUUUUGUGAAUAUCUGUCGGUACAGAAUCAUCACUUACAAGUGUUUGGGAUGAGCUCUAGUAUGGUGAAUGCUAUUGAUCCUAGUGCAUGCAUGAUUGCAAAUUUUGUAUGCAUUUUAUUGGACUCAAUGUCUUAUAAUCAUGAGGCAGAUUUGUAUACAUUCAGUAUUAAAGCACUCACAAAAUGUGGUCUGUGCUGUUGCAUGAAUACAGGAAUGAUAUUAAGCAGACUCUUGCAGAUAUUAACUGAAAAGCCUCGCUUGGUUGGAUACGCAGCAUCUUACAUUGAAAAUGUUGUUUGGAGAGACUUGAGUGGACUAACUGUCAGAGAUCCACCAAGAUGUGCAUUUUGUCAAACUCCAGACCUCAUGGGUGUUGGUCAUCAUUCUGUGACGGGGGAGUAUGCUCCAGAAGAAUCAUUUUCUUCAACAUUCAGUGGGAGGAGUGUCCCUUCAUUUCAUAGCCCUUUGAACUACAACAGUCAAGGGUACGAUGACAAAGGUAAAUCAUUAUCUUUAUCUCACUGGGAAGGUAUUUCCCAGUACAAGAGGUAUUUAUUCUGCCCACAGGUCAGCUCAAAGAUCAUGAGUCACAUUAUACGUCUACUCUCUCAAAGUAAUACUGCAGUGAAAAUUGAAAUUUGUGAACAUCUAAUUGUUCCAACUCUAAAACAAAUUUGUGAUCAGGGUGUAGACAUCCAACUGGAAGAAAAAGAAGUCAAUAGAGAAGUUCUUAUUGGACUUUUCAAGUGCUUUAGGCUAACACUAGCAGAAUCAAGUGACCAAAAGUUGAUGAAAUUUUUACAGGACCAUGGGCUUACUCUUAUCAUGGCUAGUAAAUUAGUUCCUGGGAUCAGGCAUGAAGCAUUUGCUUUAUUAUGCAACAUUGUUAUGAAGGAAUUAAAAUCAAAACCUGGAUUGCCAGUCUUAAGUGACACUGAUGAAGAGAGUAAUUUCAUAUUUACAAAGGUAUUUGAGAGAGAGAUCUUAGAACAUGAUGAAUUCUGGACAGCUUAUUUCAACAUGAAGGACAGAGAAAUGCGACAACGGUUCUUCAUUCACACUCAGCUGAGUAUGGGUGAAGCUGUCAUUUCUGGCUCACAGGAGUGUGUCAAUAGUGGAGACGAUGAAGGAUACAAGACGCAGCCUGAUAUUGAUUUGCCAGCAUAUACAAAUCCACCAGGAGUAACAGAAGUUCAUCCAAGUGAAGCCAGUGAUGAUGAUGAUGAACCAGUUUAUAGUACGCGAAUUGUCAGACAAGAUGCAGUGGAUGAUUCUGAGGUGAAAGGUUCAUGUGAGUCAAGGAAAACGGAACAGUUUUCACGUCGGGAAGAUUUCUUAGAUCAUUACACCGAUGAAAACUUUAAGAACAUGGAUGCCGCAGUCCUUGCGACUAGGUACAAAGGAUUAGGAGAAUUGUGGGUUGCAAUUACACAGGUGUUACACAAGAGUUCAGAAUUUCAAGCAUAUUUAGCCGCAUCUUCAGUUAGGUCUCUAGCUGCACCACUGUUGAUCAAUAUUACACAAGAUCUAGCAAGAGCCUCGUCAGGGGCUUUGAGUCUCCAUAGUGUUGUUUUAGAAGAACUGGCAGUUACUUUCUCACUUGUACAUUCCUUGCUGACAUUCAUAAUUGUGGCAUAUCCAUAUGCAGGAUUGAAUGUAGAAACCUUGCUGAAUGAGCUUCGUUCCCCUUUGCUGAGAUAUUCUCCACGGACUUGUGGGGAUGUGAAACAGCUAGUGUCAGUUUUGAUGCAGUGCUGUGUAUUGUCUGGGUCUUCCAGUUCAACCUUCUCUCUUUCUCACUCUGCCCAGCAUGUCCUGGAAGUGUUGGAUGAAGAAACAACUGGGCCUACAGCUGAGCCAGAUCAUGCAGAGGACACUGAUGGCUAUGAGGCUGAUACUGAGCAGUUAGCAAAUGAAACUUACCCAACUUCUGCAAGGUCCUCUCGACGGGAGGAAGAUCUUGAGUGUCCUGAGCUUGUUUUGCUUGCUUUAGAUCUAAUCAUAAAUCACCAUGUCAAGUUCCUUGAAACAAAGGAAGAAGGGAGUGAUGAUAUGAAAGGUUGGCCAAAGACAAAGUGGGAAUAUGUGAAACCAGAUUCAUUAAAAGCAGAAGCUGGUGAUUUUGAAAAGAGUAGUGUAACAUCUCCAGUCCUCACUGAAGGGGAGGUUGGAGAAGGUAUGAAGCAUACUGAUAGCGGUUUAGAAACAUCAAUAAGUGCCAAAAGCAAGAGGGAGACAUUAAAUCGGACUGAGUCAGUGGAGAGUAACACUUCCACUUCAUCUGUGUAUCACAGUAUUGAAGAUGAUAUCUUUGACAUGGGAGAAAGUGGUUGUAAAGAGAACUUAGAGCCUGAUGCAAAAGAUAGUGUACCAAGUGAGUGCAGUGCCAAAGGGAAGCCAAGUAUGCAAAAUACUUCAUCUACAACCUCAUAUGAUGACACUUCAUCACAAAAUUCAGAUAAUUCUCAGUUAAAAGUACAAUCAAGGUUGCCUGAUGGAAAGAGUGUUUUAGAAAAUGAACCGAAAGUGAAAACCCAACAUCAGGAAUCUACAUUGAUUGCAUCUUCCUCAUUUAUGUCUUCCUCAGGAUUGUGUUGUGAGAGUGAAAUGUCUCAUAGUGCCUCCUUGACUCAAUGUGUUCAUGCUUUGUUAGUUUUGUGCAAAUCUUCACCAACAAUUUGUCGAAGACUUCAUUCACUUGGUUUCCUGUCCAACUUGCUUAAUGGAUUUACAGAUCUUAUAGCAGCAAACAACAUUACUUACCAAGAUCUUGUAGGGACUGUGGUGAGCGUGUGGGCAGAAGUUGGUCGAUGGAGCAUAACGCCCACUGAACUGUCACAGUUUUUGGCUCUCUUUAAAUCAAAAAGUCCUCCUUUGGACAUAUUAUUGCGGGCGCUCUCGCGUGUCCUGGAAGGUUGUGGCCGAGAACCUCAGUGCUCUCUCACCUACCCUUGUCCAGGGGCUCCCAUGGCAUCCAUCACUCCAACCCUCGAUGCUUCCCACAGUUCGCUCACGGAGAGUUUGGCCUCCUUCGUCAACAUCCGGGUGCCUUCGUCUCCUGUCGUCGAGGCCAUUACCAGGCUCCAUGACAGUCACUGCAGACAUGGGAUCCUUUCAUGUGCUGCAAUAUCUUGUGUAGUGUGUCCUGUACCACGUACAUUAGACUGGUCACCGUAUAAUUCUGGAUUGGCGUGUACCUCAUGGUUAUGUAUACGGGACAGGUCAGCUACUGAAAAUAAACUGCGUCCAUCUUCACAUUCUAGCUUGAGUUGGGGUUCAGAAAGUGGAUUUAAUACUGCUGUCAGAUGUGGGUCUUUCUCACGUGGUGCAACAUCAACAUUUUCUGUGAGCAGUGAACUUACUUUAAAUAAACUACACUUGUUAUCUGUUGGAACUCAGCAUCUAAUGUUCUCCCUGUGGUUAGACCCUACUAAAGAUUUUCUUCAGGUAUGUGUAACUCGAGAAGUUGAUGGGGAAAGUGCAGUACUAAGCCAUGGUGUGGUUUUACAUGCUGGGCUGUGUGAUGGAGAGUGGCACCAUCUUGCUUUUUGUGUACCUACUAUAAAUGUCAGAAGAGGAGGAAGUCUAAAGAUGGCUGUUUUUGUAGAUGCGAUAAAUUGUCAUGCUGUCAAUUUGGUAAUUCCAGCUGUUGGCUCAAUCAAAAAGAGUACGCCAUCCUACCUCCUCCUUGGUCAUGCCGAUUAUUACUCUCCUGAGGUGAACUCAUCAGGGCAGGCAUCGGAUGAUGACCAUUUAACAUUCCACCGAAUAAGGCGUGGCAGCUUAUGCUUCAGUCACUCUCAUAAACUCAUGAUGGCCAAUACAUUCCUCUUCAGGGAGCCAAUUUUGAGUAGAGAACUCUGUCUGUAUUUGAUUGCUUUAGGAAAGGAUUACCUAAGCUUGAUACCCUUAACAGGCAAAGAUGAGAGGAUACUCUUAACACCUUAUAUCUCUCCCAAGCUCCUUUCAAUUGGAAUAGAUCUUGCUGUUUUAUAUGCAAAGAUGGAGACCUUAAUACGACCGGCACAAGAGGGCCUCUUGCUGCUCCACACAGCACAACGUCCUUCAGAAUUUCUGUGUUAUAAACCUCACAUGCCAUCAUUGCAAGACACUGGAACAUACUAUCCUUCAUGCACCACACAAACUGCUGUGCUGUUUGGAGAAAUGACCCCACAGAAAACUUUAGGACCUGAUGUGGCUCUUCUUCAAAUGGGAGGAGUAGCUCAUCUUAUUUAUCUGUUUGCUCGAGUGGUUGAAGUUCAAGGAGAGGAACGUGAACAGGCUGAAGCCCUCACACUCCUUCUCAAAGCUGUGCACUCUUCACCCCAGCUCAGUGCUGAGUUUGCUCUUCUACGGGGGAGCUCCCUAGUCUUUCGCAUCCUUUCGUCUCCCUUAGCCACACCAGGAGUUCAGGCAAUGAAGGCAUUGCUGGAUGGCUGUAUUUAUCCAAGUGUAGUCCAGUACUUGGCUUGUCGUGAUGUUUACACCAUUGCAUCGCAUGUACCUGCUAUGUUGGUAAAUCGGGAUUUGAUGGAAUCACUUAUUAUCAACUGGAAAUGUUUUGUUGGUCAUGUCUCGGAGGACCAAUUAACAAAAUACUGUGUUAAUGAUCAAGGUGAACGAAUAAGUGAAUUAGGAAUGCUUUUAGCGGCUUUAAUGUACUUGUUAGCAGAAAAUCAAGUGUAUCGAGACUUCAACCUGGUUCAACUCCGUGAUAUUGAUGCUUUGGACAAAAUACUCUUCAUGGGAAAGGCCCUGCAAUUGACUGAUGAUACUUUAGAUGGAAAAUUCAUGGCCCACCUGUAUGUAGGCGUGGUGACUGGCCUUAUGGGUGGAUCAGGCCCAGGUGGCUGGAAGUCAGUAGUCGGUUUGGGAGUAAAGUUCGUAUCACUUGAGUCUUUCUCUUCUGGCUUUUGCUCUGGUCCAUCUGGAAGUGGUUUAACUACAACUAAUACAGGGAAUUCAUAUGGCAUCACUUCCCCUCCAGUGCGUGUUAGAGAUGCUGCUGCUGUGUACGGGUUUCUGUUGCUCUCUCAUCCUGCCCAUCUUACAUAUGCAGCAACUGAUCAAAACACUGCUUAUUAUUUACCAAUUGUGCAACCAAAAAAAGUUGGUAGGCCAGGUUCCUUGGUGGCAGUCGGUGUUGAUUUGGCAGCACAGAUUGAAGAGAAACAGAGUCCAUCACGUUCUGACAAAAGCACGGUUCCUGUGGAGGUAGUGGAGAAGAGAGAGCCUGUUGAAGCCAAGACAGGUGCAGAGGAAACUUGUACUCCUAUCGAUUAUUGUAAUAAGAGUUCGGGUGAACGGGGACCCUCUGACAAGGAACCUUAUGGAACAGAUGAAAAAGAACUGACUGACAAAGAACGGAAUGGGAAAGUUGGUACAAAAAAGGUUAUGUGCCCUGCGCAGGUGAUUUUGCGAGAAAUGAUCUCAACGGAAUGGAUAAUAAUUGACAAUCCAGGUAAUGUAGAUGGUGUUCGAAAGGUCACUAAGACUCACAGAAGUGGUAGACCAUCUGCUAGGGAUGAAAGCACUCCAGAAAGCAGUUCAUCAGUAAGUUCAGAUGAUGCAGAGAAAGAAGGUGUUAGUGGUGUAAAAAAAAUACCUGUGGAAAUUGGGGAAGAUCAAGUAGAUGGGGAUUCAUUAGUGAAAACCACAGCUCUGGCUACCAUGGUGGUUCCAGGGGUAGAUGUGUUAGAACAGAAAUUUGAUUCAGAAAGUGUUGAGAUUGAAAAUGCAGUUUGUGCUGAUCAAAAUCUAGAUGAAAGUUGUGAUAAGGUAAUGAAAACUUUAAAUAACAAACAUUCUAUGUUAAAGGUGCCAAGACUCGAAAGCCCAUCAGCAGACUCUUCAGGAAGUGACAGAACUGAAGUUAUUGUUAAGUGUAUUGGAAAAACCACUAGAUGGACUGAAGAUGUUGGAGAAACUGAGGAAGAUGAUAGUGAUGAAGAGGAAGAAAGCAUUAGUGGUGAGGAGCUUUCAACUCUUAUGCAAGUGGUUGUUGGUUUGUUAGAGUUGCUGCAGGUGAUUCUAAAGUAUUCAAAUGAGUCUACUCGAUACACAUUGUUAGCAGAGGCCAUAUACAUGGAUCAAGCUCAAAUCAUGAUGAAUCAUCCUCACCCUGUCAUACGUACAGCAGUUUUUAAGUUAUUCACUACAAUACUAGAACGAUGUUCGCAUGAGGAUCGCGUGUUACAUCUUCGUCAACAUGCUCCAAUGGUUGUGGCUCAGCAGCUGUACAAGCACACAUCUACAUCAUCUCAUUUGGUCAUGGCUGUGUUUUCUCUUGCUCAUGGUCGACCAUUUACCUUUGAUGAUUAUGCAAUAGAUUCUGAUCCAAGUUUAGCGCUUCCUGGCCAAGUGACAAUGUUUAUCCCAUUAAUGGCAGUGCUUCCAAAUACUUGCCAAGAUAUUGCACUCUGUCACAACUCUUUAAUGGUCUUACUUGACCUACUACAUAAGAAUCCUGAUUUGAUUGUAUCACUGGUGACGAGAGCUCAUCUGGUAGAUUCCCUUUUAAGUACUCUCAAGAAAUGCCUUCAUGUUCAAGGCAUAGGUGUUAAUGAUGUAACGGGAGAGAGUGAGAGUGAAUUGGUUGUGUCUGAUGUUACAGACAUCCUUUCUUGGAUUAUCAAUUCUCUUGUGACUUCAAAUCCGCACAAGCAUUAUAUGAUUUGCUUGGAGACAUUGCACCAACUGAAUUUGAUGUGUCGAGGGGAAAAAGCAGAAUGUGGGGGUCAAGCCAAUUGUGUAGCAUUACUGCACACUACUGAAGCAGCUCUUUUACAAGUAGCCCUUUCAAGAAUACAAGCAACGGCCUCUACACUUCAACACACUGCUAGAGAUUUGGCUGCAAGUCUCAUAUCAGGUAAAGGGUUGACAGGAUCAAGCAGUAUGCAUAACAUGAAACUUUUUGCAGCGCAGACAAGAGAGGAUAGCGAUACAGGAGUGGGAUCUGUUUUAGCUAAUUAUGCAACCAUUCCACUCUCUCACAGCUUCCAUACAAUAUCUGAUCAGUUGUUCAUCAGCCAGAGUCGCAGUUCCCCAUCCAUAGUAACAGAGAGGAGAGAUAGAGAAAAAGAUAAGGAUAAGGAGAAAGAACCUUUAAGCCAAGGAGACUUGAAUGAGAGGUUUAAAGUGCUUUUGCAGAGAGCCGUUGAUUUUGUGUUUCUUUCUGCCUGGUCAUCUGUUGAAGCUGUUGCCUGUGUAAUGCCAUCAGGAAAUGCUGUGGAUGCUUUCAGUUUGUUCUUAUUGGAAAUGCUUCUGUGUGCCACUGCUACCAUUACGCAACGUAAAGGUACUGGCAGCUGUGAUCGUUGCGGAUGGGAACGAAUGGUGUGGGGAUCACAGGAUGUUUUGCGUCUUCAUUUAACUCAUUUAUUAGCCUUGGUAACAUCGCCAAGAACUCAUACAUAUACACGGAUUCGAGCAGCACAGUUACUGGCCACUCACACACAAGCCAAAGGAAUUCUUCUGUAUGCCACAAAGUCAAAUCCCCAGUUAAUGUACAAGGUUGGAAUCUUCUUGCAUGAGUUAAGAUACAAAAAUGAGAAAAAGCUGGAAGAGUCUGAUAUCAAAAGUUGUGAAACGGUUUUGGAGAUAUUAGAGGAUUGUACUGUUCAUGUUUUACCACCUCCAGAACUAUAUCCACCACAUGGUGCUAUGAGGGAGUGGAGUGUUGUGAUAGAAGAGAAGAAGCAGUGGCAGGAUGAAGCUGCAAAAAUUUCCAACCUUAUUGUUGAGCGUUAUACAAAAAUGGAUAAAAGAUUAAUGGGAAAAAACAGCCAUAUAUUUGAGCAGGUAGCUGCUGAGUGCAGUCGCCUUACACGGACUGUUGUGGAUCGACAGAAUGUGGAACGUAAAUUUGUUCUCAGUGGAAUAAAACAUUCUCAGUGUUGCCAUGUUCAUCUAACCCAUAGAUGGAGAAGUCUGAUUGAAAUACUUUGUCAUGAAAGGGGUACUUGGCAUUUUUCAGACUCAUAUCCAAGAUCUUGGCAACUUGACCAAACUGAAGGGCCUAUGAGAGUCCGUAAAAGAUUAACAAGGGGACGCUUGCAUUUGCAACCACGGUAUCUGCUUGAUGAAUACAAGCAAAAGCUUGAAAAGGAGAGUCAGCCUACACCUUUAGAAGCAGUACUAAGAGGUUCAGAAACAGAAUCUGCCAUGGCAGUAUUGAUUGAGCGACUAAAUUUGAGCGAACGAAUUGUUCACAUGAGCAGUGCUACUGUCAUAUCACCAGGAAUGGAGCAACGUGGGGAAAUUCUAAUAAGUCGAACUGCAAUGUACUUUAUAGGGGAGCAAGUUACCGUAGAUAUGAAUCAGUGUGGUGGCAGCAGUGAAUUGGUAUCUGUUACGUGGCCUUUAGACAAUAUUCGGGAGAUCCACAUCAGAAGAUUUCAGCUUCAGGACUGUGCUUUGGAGCUUUUCCUGACAACUGGACACUCUGUGUUAAUGGCAUUUUCAGACUCCCAUCACCGUAAUCAGGUCAUGGGUGUCUUGACCUCCUCAGAUCUUCCAAAUCUUUCAAGUAAAACCACUUUGCCUGAGGUCACUACCCAGUGGAGAGAAGGUCACAUCACAAACUUUGAAUAUUUGACACAACUCAACAAACUUGCUGGUCGCUCAUUUAACGAUCUGAUGCAGUAUCCAGUUUUCCCUUUUAUUCUCUCCAAUUAUACAUCUGACACUUUGUACCUGAAUGACCCAUCGGUGUAUCGUAAUUUGAAGAAACCAAUUGCUGUUCAAGAUAGUGCCAAAGAGGAUCACUACAUAAGUAAUUAUGAGAUAACGACAACAAUGACCCAAGAUGCAAGGGAUGGUCCUUAUCAUUAUGGUUCUCAUUAUAGUAAUUCCGGUAUUGUUCUUCACUUCUUAGUACGGCUUCCUCCAUUCACACAGUUAUUCCUUCGAUACCAAGAUGGAAACUUUGACAUACCUGACCGAACUUUCCACUCCAUGCACACUUCAUGGCGUCUUGCUUCAAGAGAUUCCACAACAGACUUUAAAGAGCUCAUUCCAGAAUUUUUCUUCUUACCAGAAACGUUUCUCAACUCUGAAGGAUUUAAUUUUGGAGUUCGACAAAGUGGCGAAAGGGUACACCAUGUUCAUUUACCCCCAUGGUGUGGUGGAGAUCCACGCAGGUUUGUUUUAGUCCAUCGAGCUGCUCUAGAAUCCUCUUAUGUAACACAAAAUUUGCAUAAUUGGAUUGAUCUGGUGUUUGGUUACAAACAGACUGGUCGAGCAGCUGUUGAAGCCAUCAAUGUCUUCCAUCCAGCUACUUAUUUUGGUUAUGAUGUUGAGAAUGGUGGUGAUGAAAUUAGCAGAGAAGCUCGAAAAGCCAUGAUCAAGACAUAUGGUCAAACCCCGCAACAACUAUUUGUUAACCCUCAUCCAACAGUCAACCAUCCUGGGUUUACACAAAAUCCAAAUGCUCCUGAGGUGCUACAUGAAGUCCGAGGAUUGAGAUGGGGCACUUAUGCAGGCUCUCCAGCUGAUGAACGUCCUGUCUUAGCCUUAGUACAAAACCUGAAAACACAGGCUGCUUUUAUAUCCAGCAUAUCAGCCACCGAGUUGCUCCUGAUGCCUCCACACACACUUGUAUUGACUGCUGGGGUUGAUAGAGGCAGUAGAACUCGUAUAUCGCCUGCAGCAUCGUAUAGUACGCUGCCACAUCCCCGUCUUCCUGGGAUCGCAUGGCAGCAUCUUUCCAUGCUGUAUCAAGUUGCACCUAUACACACUCCUUGUAUCAAUGGCGUGUAUAUAUUGUCAUCACACCACCACGAUGGAAUAAUUCGGUAUCGUCGUCAUAAAGAAACUUCUGCACAACCUUUAAUUACUGUGCCACAGUAUGACAAACUUGCACUAUACUCACGACAACCAUCAUUUGUGCGGCAUCACCGAAAGCGGAACUUUGCUGGUGUGGGAAUCCUCACUUGUCAAAACUAAAAUGCCAAAAUUCAUUACAGUUCCUGCAGUCUGAAAUGGUUCUAUGAAUUUCUGUAACUGUACUACUCCUUUAUUGGACUGUCGUUUGUAUAUAUGAUUUGUAAAUAAUUCUUUUUAAUACGUAUUAGAUUUUUCUAUUAAAAGUCUCAAGUUUCUGAUCAAUAGAAUCUCGCAUACAGUAAUUACAAAAUUUGUAAUUAGCCUGUAAUAAUUUAUUGCCUUUCUAAGAUGUUUUAUAGGAUUAUUGUGCUUCCAUUAUCUUCAGUAUUAUCCGACAUUGUCAUAAGGCUAUUGUACUUGAUUGUUAUGUACAUUAAUUUUUAUUUUUUUUCUCUUGUAAAUGAUCUGCUUGAAAAGAAGUAUACUUUUAACUGGUAAUGUAAUGAUGAAUAAAAGACUAAGAGUUCUAUUAUUUUCUGUACAAAAUAACAUUAUCUAAUACCAUAAAUGGUUUCUGAACCACAAACAGUAAUUUCAGUUGUUACUGCAAGUGUACUUUAGUAGAAUUUACUGUUUAAAAUCUCUAGUCUGUAAGUUCAUGUUAUUUGUAAAAUGGAACACAUUAAAAUGUGUAUGGUCCCACUUAUGGUGCCAUGUCACACUAGUCUUUAGUCAAAUUACAAAUUCAGUAUAUUUGUACACAUAAUUAUAUACUCAAGUAUAGGAACAAACACCCAUUUAGGUGUAAAUUUAGUAUACAUGAGAGUGGAUGUUGGUUACUCUACUGUAUAAAUAUAUACGUACUUUACAGUAUAUACUUAUGUGUGUUGUGGAAGUAUGAGCAGCUACCUCCCAGUCAGUGUGAUAUGUUUGUGAUGUAAAACCAGUAAUCAGAGUAAUUAUAAGAGUAUUUUUUCAGGUACUGUAUUUGAUAAAUAGCAGAAUACAUAUCAUAUAAUUCCUAAAAGAAAUUAUUAGUUUAUUAAAUCUGUGGUAAUGAUAUACUUUGUUUAUUGUGUACAUUUAUAAUUUUUAACUCCUAUAUGUUAUUUAUUUAGGUUUAUAACAUUCCAUUGAUUUGUUGAUCUUUCCAUAUUCCAAGUAUUUUCGAAAUAUUUCUUUUAAAUGCACAAAUUAAAUUCAUAGAGGUAGCUUUCAUUCUUUGCACUGAAUUAACACCAAAACAUGAAUUAUUUUAUGAAGUCUUGUCAGAGUAAAUAUGCUAGUCAGGAUUCAACAGGAUGUAUUGUUUUGAUUCUACAAUUGAAGCAAAGUUUUAAUUUAUUAAACUGCAAGGUAAAGGCACAAAAGUAAAUUUUUGUCACAUUAGAUUUAACUGUAAUUUUUAUAUUGAUUUUAUAGUCGCAGUAGAAAUAUCUGAAUAGAUUUUACCCAAGUUUUAUUUUUAUCGUUUCAAUAUAUCAAUGAUGUUAUAUUUUAUCAAUGAUGUUAUAUUUUUCUUUUAUAUGAAAGUACUAAUGCAGUGCAUAUUACAGUAGGUACUGUGUAGUUAUAUUCCUUGAUUUUAUGAGAACACUUGGUAUCUCAGUAUUUUCAGUUAACUCUCUUAUUUUUACAGUGUCUCAUUCAAAAAUGUAUAAAUGUAUUUGCUACAUCAUGAAUGUUUUCCCAUAUUUUUUAAUAUUGGUGCCAUCCAUAUACAGGCACCAUCAUUUUUCUUGUUUUACUAUAUUUCAGGUUUUAGUUAAUUUUUUUUAUCAACAAUUAAUGGUAGCCUAAAGUCAUUAUAAAAAAAGUUUAGCAUCAUAAAACAGCACACAGUGUGUUGAGCAAUAGAAUCAUAUGGAGUGUGUCAUCCAAAGUUUCAAGGUUAUUUUGAUGCAUUAUAUAUUCUGAAACAAUCACUGCUACUGCCUCAGGUACCACCCCUUCAUUUUAACUUUUCUAAAGCCAGCAGCUAUUUUGGCAUAGCAUUUUUAACUUUGGCAAAAAUGGCCUUUGGUGUUUAUGAACAAUGCCUUUCUGUUGUAAUAAUUUGUUGAUGGCCAAUAAUCUGAAGAAAAAUCUCUGACAUGAAUUGGUGUCCCUCUGGUAUGAAUGAAAUCCUCACUUUAUUAAUUUAUUUCAUGUACAGAUGAUCUUAUAUGCAGCAGAUUUUGUGAGAGAAAACAAGGAACAGGAAGUUCCAUUGUUUUUUUAAUUGUAAAUUUUAUUUGAGCACCUUGUUGCCACUGGUAGUUAACUUCAUAUGAAGUGUUUUGCUUGCAGGCUUAGUUCUUUGUCAGGUCAUUAAAUACAGCUGUAUUACAUUCCCUCCAAACUUAGAUGACCAGUGGUAUUAGAAUUCUCAGUAAUGUAUUAUUUUCAAAUUUUUGUAGAUAGCAUUGUGGAAAAUGUCUGAAGUUUACACACAACUUUAGCACAUUGUGAAUAUUUUAUGCAAAUUGAAUAUUAUAUAAACCAAAAUGUACUGUACUUAGCUUUUGAAUAUACCUGGUUUGUAUUUUUUGCUGUGUAAUUAUUGCUCAAGUUUAAUUUUAAUUGGAAUGACUGUACAGAUUGAUGUUUUAUUUUUAUGUAAAUAGAAUUUAAUUAUGGUAGAUAGUAUUAUUAAUGUUGAUUAGGGUGAACAUUUUUCCACCUUUAUGUAAAAUUGGUAAUAAAGGCUUCUUUUCUUAUAACAACAAUUGUGCGUACCAAGUGUGCCUGUAUGUUCAAAGUUUUGCGGUAGUUUCUGUAGCUUCCCAUAUGUGAUAAUUAUAUUAAGAAAAUUUAAUUUGUUAAUACCAUAGUUUAUUCCAACUGAUACAUUUUUUUAUUCAAUUGUCCUAAGUUUUGCUGCAUUGGUUUAUGUACUGUGAUAUUUUUUUUACCUAUAUUGUAAUUAGAUGUCAUACAUCGUGAAUGUCAGCAAGGCUGUAACAUGAGCGGGUUUAGCUUUUUUUUUCUUUCUUUCGUUCAUUGUAUGAAAGUUUGUUAUAUUUUUUGCUUAUCAUGCAGCUAGAUUCACUGAUGUUCAUAGUUACUAUCUGGGAAGGGUUAUGUUAAAGGCUGAUAUAUACCAGGAGCUCUUAAAAUAAUUUUUUAAAAUCUGAAUUUAUCUCAAAAAUUGCAUUUUAAAUCAGUUUGUAUUUUUCAUAAUUAACAAACCUUCGGUCUUAGUGGAAGGAUAAAUUCUCUGGCGCCAGCUGCAGUCUGGUAAAAAAUAACACAAGGAAAUGGUGGCAACAGGCAUCAGCCAGUAGGGGAGAAGGAAACUAUGCGACUUGCUUUACUCCAGUUACACAUCAAUUCAGUUUCCUUCUAUCCCAGGAAAAACUGAGGGGCGGCUGGAGGUGGACCGUAUAUGUUUAGACCGAAAGUUUGUUAGUUAUGAAAAAUACAAAUUUAUUUAAAAUUUGUCAUUUGUUCAUAUACAGAACAAACCUUGGCCUUAACAUAAGGAUGACUUACUCUUGGAGGGAGGAUAAGAAAGACUCGGAAUCACCUGGAAGUUCCAACCACCUGGGCUCACUUCCUGACCGUAGGAAGAAGUUAUGAGACUGAUCUAUUGAGCAUAGGUUACUGAACAGCCACACAUAUGGGCUAAUAGAAUAUGAAGUACUUAUCUCUUGUGUCUUGAUGAUGGUAAUGAGCUGUAGAAGAAAACAAAACGUAUGUUAGCCACCAAUGUGUUUGUUGCCAUUUUCCCUCUCCCCUUGUAAGAGAGAGGAAUGGGAGUUGCUUCUACAAAGUAUUUGUAUUGUGUAAGAACAAACAUAAAAAACUUUAUAGAAGCUUGGUCACCUGCAUAUAACCAUUCCCAGAAUAUGAGAAUAUUCUCUCUACUGCCUACUGGUAGACUAAAAAGAGAAAGGAAGACCGGUCAUCUCAUUCACUUUCACAUCCAACAUCAUAGGUAGGUUAGAUACUAACCGUCCCACCAGGGGCACUGGAUGAACUACAAAACUUAAGCAUCCACCGCCGGACCUGCCUCGGUGGCGUGAUCGGUAUGAACUUGACCUGCCAACCUCAGUGGCCAAAAGUUCGAUUCUUGGGCAUUACAUUGAGGUGUGUGAGGUGUAUUUUUGGUGAUAGAAGUUCACUUUUUAUGUGGUUUGGAAGUCAUAAAGCCGUUGAUCCCCUUGCUGAAUAACCACUGGUUCCAUGCAAUAUAAAAGCACAGUACAAACAAACCACUGGACCCAAAGACCUGUGGGAAACGUUCCGCAGCUAGAAGGAUGUGAAGGUGGCUUGGCAAAGCCAGAUUCCUUUCUUCAAAGUCCUGUGAACCAAGAAGUUCUUGAAAUUUGAUGGUAGAGCCUAGGCCCCUAACAUCAUGUACUCUUGCAUGCACUGUAUCAGCAUCUGAAUGUGAAGUGGAGGUUCCUAAUCACUUCACAUAACUAAAAGGAGAUAGUAUUCUUUGACACUUCUUUCUUGUUCCAGCCUGUGCUAACAGUGUUAGGCUAUCAGGUUGGAGAUGCCAGGUUCUGUUCAGAUAGCUAUGCAGUGCCUUGACAGGGCAUAACAACUUAUCUGGGUCACCAAUAAAAUCCUGGAGAGAGGGGAUCAAGAAAGACUAAUCUGUCAUCAUGAAUAAAGAGAGAGAUUUCGAGUUGGAUAUGAGGACCACGGAGUGUCCUGUCACCCUUUCUGGGAAUUCCUUAAGUCUCUAGAUUUAUCACAAUGCUUAAGCCAUGACCAAAUUGGAGUACACAAUCUCCAUCUUGAAUCAGCUUUACUUGACAAUUUGCCAGUCGUCAAGGUAUCUCAAGAAGAGAAUACAUGCAGUCCCCUGUUAUUGGCAGAAGUUUUGUUCUCGGCUGACGAGUGAAAACCGUCAUUAACCCUUAAACGCCGAAGCGGUAAAAAUAAAAAACACCCCCGAAUUCCGGAGCUGGUUUUGAGUGAGCGCGGAAGCGGAAAAAAUAAUUUUUUCAAAAAAUCACAGCACGCUUAGUUUUGAAGAUUAAGAGUAAAUUUUGGCUCCUUUUUUUGUCAUUGCCUGAAAUUUAGUAUGCAAUCAUCAGAAAUGAAAAAUAAUAUCAUUAUCAUAUGUAAAUAAUGCGAUAUAUGGUAGCGAAAAAAAAAAUUCAUACAUAAUUGUAUUAAAAUCACGCUGUGAAAAAAACGGUAAAAGCUAACGAGUUUCUUUUUUUUUCAUUGUAUUGUACACUAAAUUGCAAUCAUUUUGAUAUAUAAUACAUUGUAAAACAAUAAAAGCAACACCGGAAAAAUAUUAUCACAAAAUUAUGUACGAAUUCGUAACUCGCAGACGUAAAAAAUUGUUUUUUUUUAAAUUCACCAUAAAUCUAAAUAUUGUUCUAGAGACUUCCAAUUUGUUUCAAAAUGAAUACAAAUGAUUGAAUAUUACGAUACUGUAAGAGUUUUAGCUUACAAUUGCGUUUUUCGACCAUUUCGGUAGAGUCAAAGUUGACCGAACGUGGUUUUUUUUCUAUUUACUGUGAUUUAUAUGCAAAUAUUUCGAAAAUGAGAAAAGCUACAACCUUCAAAUAUUUUUCCUUUUAUUUUACAUGAAAUUGCACACAUUUUCAUAUAUAAAACUCUAUGAAAUGCCUAAUAUGAAACGGAGCAAAUUUUCCGAGAAUUCGAUGUACGCAAUUCGGAGAUUUAUGGCGGAGAAUCCGCGCGCGGAGGGAAGGAAAGUUUUUUCAUAAAUUCACCAUAAAUCGAAAUAUUGUGCUAGAGACUUCAAAUUUGUUGCAAAAUGAAGGUAAAUGAUUGAAUAUUACUAAAAUAUAAGAGUUUUAGCUUACAAUUGCGUUUUUUGACCAUUUCGGUAGAGUCAAAGUUGACCGAACGUGGUUUUUUUUUUUUAUUUAUCGUGAUUUAUAUGCAAAUAUUUCGAAAAUGAGAAAAGCUACAACCUUCAAUUAUUUUACGUUGUAUUCUACAUGAAAUUGCGCACAUUUUCAUAUAUAAAACUUUAUGUAACGGCUAAUUUAAAAUUGUGCAAACAUUACCACAAUCGCACGUAUAAUUUUUUCGGAAGAGUUACUGCACGGACGUAAGGAAAAUGUUAUUUUUUUCAUAAAUUCACCAUAAAUAGAAAUAUUGUGCUAGAGACUUCCAAUUUGUUACAAAAUGAAGGUAAAUGAUUGAAUAUUACUAAAAUAUAAGAGUUUUAGCUUACAAUUGCGUUUUUCGACCAUUUCAGUAGAGUCAAAAUUGAAUGAAGGUUGAAAAUUUGUCACUUAUCAUUUUUUAUAUGAAAAUAUUUCAAAACUGAUAAAAGCUACAACCAUGGGUUGUUUUUAGUUGUAUUGUGCAUGAAAUUGCGCACAUUUCUAUAUAUAAAACUUUAUGUAACGGCUAAUUUUAAAAUGGUGCAAACAUUACCACAAUCGCAUGUAUGAUUUUUUUCGGAAGAGUUACCGCGCGGACGUAAGGAAAAAGUUUUUUCAUAAAUUCACCAUAAAUCGAAAUAUUGUGCUAGAGACUUCCAAUUUGUUGCAAAAUUAAGGUAAAUAGUUGAAUAUUACUACAAUAUAAGCGUUUUAGCUUACAAUUGCGUUUUUCGACCAUUUCGGUAGAGUCAAAGUUGACCGAAGGUUGAAAUUUUGGCACUUAUCGUUAUUUAUAUGGAAAUAUUUCAAAACUGAUAAAAGGUACAAUCAUGAGUAUUUUUUUGUUGCAUUAUAAAUGAAAUUUCGCACAUUUUCAUAUAUAAUACUUCAUGUAACGGAUUAUUUAAAACGGUGCAAAAAUUAUGUCAAAGUGACGAAAUAAUUUUUGUGAUUUGUCACUGAUACUUUUUAGUGUGAUAAGAAAGAAAUUCGCGCUUGCGCGCCUGCGUAACGAUUGUAAACAAAACAACGCCUUGAUCCGUGAACUCCCAGCAUCCCCCAAGGCGUGUGAUACAAAAGUUUUCGGCUGGUAGGCCUAUAAGUAUUUUUCCGCGAAUUUUUAAAAAAACUUUUUUGAGCCGACGUAUGGUACGUCCAUUCGGAAAUCGGGGGAGAUUUUGACUCGACGUUUAAUACGUCCAUUCGGCGUUUAAGGGUUAAUGGCGCCUCUAUAAAGUAUGUUAUGGCACCAUAACUCUAUUAUUAGCACCUUAUGGCACUAUAAAUCGCCAAUUUUAUGGUGCUAGACAAGCUCCAUAAAACCGGAUCGCCAUUAACCUAGUCCGCUGAUAACCGGGGACUGCCUGUACUGUGAGAAUAAGCCCAAGUUGAGACUAGGGUGAACACUUUUAUACACCUGUGGGCUGUUGAUAGGGCGAAGCAAAGGACCUUGAAUUGGUAGAUUGGUAGACUAUCUAUCCAAGGCUGAAGUGAAAAAACUUCCUGGAUGAUUGGUGAAUUGGAAUCUGGAAGUAGCAUCCUUCCUGACUGCUGCAAGGAUGGUGCGUGGGGUUUCCAUCCUUAAUCAAGUCUUCCUGAUGAAAAUAUUGACAGUCGACAGGUCUAUUACAGGCAGUCCCUGAUUAUGUGGGGGUGGGCUCCAUUCCUGAUGGCAUAACGAUAACUGAAAAUCUGUGAUAACCAAGGUCUCUGCUCCAUACUGCAGCCAAGCUGCCCAAUGGCUCACCAGACACCCACUCUAUCAUCCACCACCUCUUCUGGGUCUGAAAUAGCGGGGUUGAAAGGAACGCUUUUGAGUUUUUUUUUUUUUUUUUUUCGUGGUACUGCCACACUUUGAGGUCUCUUAGGUGACAUGUAACAACUAGAUUGAGGUCUUUGUUUGGAAGUGCUAGCACAAGAAAUGCCAGACAAUUUCUUGAUGAUUAUUGUUGUCUGCUCUAUGCCUGUCACUUGCAGAGACAAGCUAAUUCUGUAAGGCUGAAUGGAUUCUGUACUGACAAAUUGCAAACUUUAGAAAGAGCAGCAUCUCUUCUUUUUAGUAGCAAAUUGGCCCACACAUCAGCUGUUAAGUAAGCCAUGUAAGAAAUCAUCCACCAACUGCACUCUCUUCAGUGUUGCCCAUUGAAGAGGAAGAGAUCUGAACCACUGUUGUUGCCCAUAAAUCAAGCCAUGAGGUGGCCUGGAAAGCUGAUGAAACAGUUCAUUCCAAGGCAACCACUUCUUGGUGAGUGAAGGAUGGACCCUCUGCUUUAAUUUGGUCUAAUGUAAUGCUUGUGCUUUAAUGAACCAGGUCUGGGUCAGCAUGCUUAGAGCAUAGUAAUCACAAGGCACAAGGAAGACUUAGCCUCAUUUUAGGUUCGACAAGAGCUUCAAUGCCUGAAGUGUGACCUGAUGAGGUACAAGUUUCUUCAACUAGGUCGUUACACCCAUGAAUAAGUUCAGUGAACUCAGCAUAUGUAGUCAUAAACUCUUGAUGAUCCAUAUCUUCAAUCUCUGGGCCACAUAAAUCAUGGUCUAGUCUGUUGGCAGAGUCGGGGAGCCAGAAGUUCAUCAUUUAACACUGGAGUGUAGGCUUAUUCAGGUCCCAGGACCUUCUUGGGAGCCCCUGUAGAUCUAUAGAUCAGGAAGUAGUCUUGUCUUGAAUCCAAUCCCAGCUGCAGGAACAGGAGCGAGAACUACAAUGAGUAGAUUUAUGUCUUGACUGGUUGCGCAGCCGUGUAGGGCUGUCAUCUCUCAAAAAGUGCCAUCAACCAUGAGAUCGGAAAUGCAGACUAAAGUCACGGGUGUUUGUUGGUUUGUCAUCCCUCAAGGCAUGAACACAGCCAUUGGCUGGGCUGACAUGCCUUGCAGUUACAGCCAAGAGAGCGAGAUAGUGUGUGGACAAUCACCAUCACUCUGUUGUAAUGUGAAGGAGAGCCACAGCCAUGUACCUAGAGUCACGACUGUGUGAGCAAGAGCGCUGCUCAUUAUUUCUCCUGGGAGAACGUGAGUGAGGAAGGUCAGUGUUCUGAGAAAGUUGCUUCACAGUCAACUUCUUAGCUGGGGCAUUAAGAUCCUUUCUACAGAAUUGUUGGACAAUUGAUUCCUGUUCCGUGUAACGAGAAGGUCGUGGAUCUGGUUCUAAAGCAGGAGACACAGACAUGAACUACACUGAUCACACGGCCAUGUGAAGAUGAACGAACGGCAACAACACUAACAUGCUUGGAAGGCUGAGCAUCAGGUGAAGAUGAAAAACAGUGGUCCGAAGACUGCCUGCAAAACUUAUUUAUAGGAGAGACUAUGAAAUCCUUCUUCCUCCAUCUGACAGGGAUGGGCAAAAUGGAAGACAAAGAAGAGGCAGGAGAAGACUAAGCCGAAGAUGAGGAUGGUGAUCUGCGACAUCUUUUCUUGGAUAUCGGAAGCUCAACACGGCCAUACUUGAGAAAACACCUUCAACUCUGUCAAUGAGAGCCUGGACAAGAGAGUCGGAGGGAGCAGACAGGAGAUUUAAAGGAGGAUGGCAAAGAAAACUGCCUGGAAGGAGAUAGGUGUUGGGAGAGCUGUUGACAAAUGGGACGACAUCAUGAAGACCAUAGCUUUAGAAACAGCCCCAAGGAGAGCAGUUGGAAGUAGAGAUGACAUCACCGAAACUAAGAUCUGGAAAUUUAAGGUGAAAGUUGCCUUGGUACAAGAUGACAUGCAGUGAGACAAAAGGCCAGAAAGGGUUGGUACCCUUGAUGCCAGACAAUGCCCAACACUCAGACAUCAUCUGUGCAUCUCUUCUUGAAGAAACGGGCAGCAACAUUACAAAUAUGACAUCCCAAACUGCCUCCCCCUCAAAUCUUCUAAGGACAAAGCCCAAGAAGAAUGAGAGGGAGAAUAAUCUUUAUGAGAAGCAGCAGCAGCUAGAGGAGACUGGUAAGGAAGAGGCUGAACAAGAAGGAAUCGGAACAUCAGCCGUUAAAGGGGACAAGAAGUCUUCUCAAGGUGGUGCCUUUGAAUUCCUCUUAUGCUGACUCUUAUUAGCAAACCUCUUCCAAUGUUUAGGAGACCAAAAACAACACACAGAACAAAGGUUACUUACACUGCAAACGUUACACCUGCACCUACAGCAAGUGGGGUAAGGGUCAGUAGACAAAGAAGAAAAGUUUCAGGAACAAAGAUUGCUACCAUAUCCAGGACAAGGUCUUUGAUGCCUGGGAGGCUUACCUGAAGCAUGGGCUUGCAUUUGGCAAAUGCAAGUAAAACACAGAUCAAAAGUGCACACACACAAAAAAGUAGGCAUAUGCAGGCAGGAAGUGCAAAAUAACCAGCUGCUUCUUACGAAAGAUGGGCACCGAACUGUCUUGCUAUGAAGAUUAGAAACAGAAUUGAUGACGCGUAGCUAGGGUAAAGUAGGUUGGUUAUCUUCCUCCUCCUCCCCUAUUGGCUGAUGCCUGUUGCCACCAAUUCCUUGUGCUAUUUUUAACCGGACUCCAGCUAAAACCAGAGAAUUUAUCCUUACAUUAAGACCACAGUUUGUUACAUAUAUGCACAACUACAAGUUGGUUAUCAUGAUUGGAAAAUGUAAUAUAACAAAAAUGUAUCUAUGAGCAUUCCAAGACAAGCAAUGAAAGAAGAAAUAUAUUUAUUUGAAAUGCUGCUCCAAACUAUAUUAAAAGUAAAGGGUUUAAAGAUAAUUGGAAGGUUAGUUUUAGAAGCUUGUAUCAUUACUCAAGUUACAUAAAGCAAUUGGCUUCUAUGUUAUGUUAUCAGACAUUCAAGAAUACGUGUCAGGCCUUGAGUUUUUGGCUUCCAGUUGUUGUUGACAUUACAGUUUUAAAAUACAAUAGUGCUUUAACAUGUGUAGAUUUGACGGCUAUAAUUAUAUCAUUGCAAUAAAACGUUAAUGUU
Molecule: messenger RNA, 23731 nt
Organism: Macrobrachium nipponense
Lineage: Eukaryota; Metazoa; Arthropoda; Malacostraca; Decapoda; Palaemonidae
Molecular function (GO): protein binding
Source: RefSeq, a predicted model, not a curated record